UCAGGUGGUGACCAUGCUGAGCGACGCUGCUAAGGUGCCACACGCCUGCAACCUGUCUACUCAGUACGAGCGGAAUGGACUCUGCUGUGACAGGUGUCGUCCAGGUCAUCACAGGGUGUCCUGGUGUGACGCGAACGCUCCCACUGUCUGUGCGCCCUUGCCCUCAGGGCAGAUUCAACCCAGACUUCAACACUCUUCAUUCCUGUAACUUCUGCAAACUCUGCAACACCGGGUUUCGGCAAGUUGAACAGGAGAGGUGCACACCCAACCAUAAUUCAAGGUGCGGCUGUUGGAACGGCACCUACGAAGUGCGGAUCCCAAAAGAAGGCUCCCUGUUCUGGUGCUGCCCCCACUGCCCUGCAAGACACGAGUUGGCCAAGCAGUGUCACUACAGGGACUUCAUCAACUCGUGUGCCCCGUGUCCUCCCGGCUCCUUCAGCGACGGCUCUGGGUCCCCCUGCAGGAAUCACACGCGGUGUGAGGUGGUGAAGCAGCCUCCCACCAACACCAGUGACGCGGUCUGCGCCGACCUCACAGAUAACAAGGAUGGCUCAUCUGACAUUACUUUAUGGGCAUCAACAGCAGCAGUAGUUGUGUUGCUGAUCCUCCUGGCAUUGGGAAUUAGCUUGUGGAUUCUCAAGCGUAAGACCGCCACCACGGAGGACCCUCAGCACCGCGAGCUCUUCCUGGAGGGAAGAGACAAGAAUGGCUCUGCAAGAAACUACUUCAUCAACUGCAUCGGUCAUAAUGAGUCAUAAAUGCGCACAGAUGCACUGCAACAUCACGAAGGCAGUGGAUAUGAUAAUGGAUCUGGUUAGGUUUCCCCACUGGAACAAAACUGGGACAGAGAAUUACUCCAAGGGCAUUGAGUGCGGUUUAUGAAACAGUGAUAUGCAGGAGAGGUGUAAGCCGCGUGUGUGCGUACACACGUGCAACCAUCUACCCAGACCUUUUCACUCCAGUAGUUUAAAAUGUUAAGCGGAAUUAAUGGGGUUAAGUGGUAUAUUGUACCUGAUAAUUCACUGUUAAGUUACAUUUCAAAAAUAAUACAAAUUAUAGACACUUAGAACGUCACAGAUAUAACCUUAACUCAGCCACAUAAGAGCCAUACCUGUAUAGUGUAGCACAAGUUGGAGACGAGGUAGUUGCAGAAGGCACCUUCUUUAUUAACACUCUUGAGGUUCAACAGGUUCUCCUCGUUCCUUCUUGAUGUCGUACAGCCCAGCCUAGACACAACCCUAACCGCGUUACACUGACGACGUCGACCAAGACAGCCAAAAACUAUCCGGCCGUGCAAUUAUCGAGUGAAGGUGGCAGCGACGAAGGCUGCGAAAACGACAGCAGCGGCGAGAUGAGUCCACUCCCAGAACCGGCAGCCUGGAGCUCUCGCUCUCCACAUCUUUUAUUCUACUCGGCGCGGCCUGGCUCCACCCUGGCCGUGCCUCCCUUCUUGUACCCACGAGCGGUUUCCAGGGGCUUCCCGAUGAGGUCUUCUGUGGCCCUUGUCCCAGUUCAUCUACACCCGUGUAUAUGCUCAACGGCGUGCGUGCUAGCUGUCCACCGCAAAUGCCGCUGCUGGACAGCAGUCGGCGCUGUGUCACUACAUUUGUGUAUGAAGCAGACCGGAGUACAGGACUGUGACCACUUGCAUACACACCACGUGUACACUCGAGCCUGUACAGCAGGGGUCCCAGACUCCAGUCCUCGCGGGACCCCCACCACCACGUUUACCACUUCACUCGCCGUUCAUAUGCAAAUUAACUCGUGCCACGCUUCUCUACGCGCCCGAUGAUUGUUAAACAUAUCCCAUGUGACGAACUCGGAAAUUAACGAUAUGUGAGUCGAUUCACAUUACGAGUGAAAUCUUUGUGUGUAUGCACGUGUGUUCCACGUGACAGCAUUAUUUGCUAAGUGCGUUACAUAGCGGGGCGCCGUGUUUAACAAUCAUCGGGCACGUGCAGCGUGUUUGUUUUUGGGAAGGAGUAAAUUGGUAAACGCGGAAAGACGGAAGCGUGGUGGUGGGUGGUGAGUACAGAGCUGGAGUUUGGGCAAACCGGCUUUGUGACAUUUGCGUUCCUGCGCUUACUGCACGUGAAAGCUGGCAUGGGCAUUAACCACUGAGAUGAGCUUAAGGCUUGGUGUCACAGCGAGUGAUGUUGAUGACAUCGCUUAGGAUUACGAUUGGCAGUGCCAGCUGAGUUGGCAAUUGGAAUCUCUAUAUUAAAGGAAGGGCUGUUAAUUCGUCUUCAUAUUGUUUCACUUGAAAGAACUGCACGUCAUUCUUUCUGACAACCUUUACAAUUCAUCUCAGCUAUAUAAAGUGUUAUAUCUCUAUAUAGUGAACGUUAUUUCAAAUAACAUUUUUGGUUAGAAAGCGUAUGUGGGGGACCAAAAAUCAAAUAAAUCAGUGUUCAGAAUUCUCUACUGACAACAUCGACUCGACAAUGUGCGAAGUUCAGGUUUGUAGCCCUUGUAAACUGCCAGGUGGCUAGCCACCCCUCCCAUUGGGAGAUUAAAAAAAAGGAAUUGUAUGGGUAUGUUCACCUAACUUCAAUAUAUAUUUUACUUGCACCUUUAUACAGCGUAUAUAUUUUUACUGAUUGUUAAACUAUGUAGUAAUAAAUUUCGAUUUAAAGCUUUCGUGACUGCAGGGAUUCAUCUUCUUGGUUCUUUCGGUAAAGUCACGUAGAAGGGAAGUAAUAAAAUAAUACAAAUA
Molecule: messenger RNA, 2716 nt
Organism: Lethenteron reissneri (Far Eastern brook lamprey)
Lineage: Eukaryota; Metazoa; Chordata; Hyperoartia; Petromyzontiformes; Petromyzontidae
Product: tumor necrosis factor receptor superfamily member 3-like
Molecular function (GO): protein binding
Source: RefSeq, a predicted model, not a curated record